AUGAGUUCCAUCCGGCGCAUGUCCCCGACGGACUUACUGUCCCUCAACCUCACGAAUCUCGACCCAUUAACGGAGAACUAUGACCUGGGUUUCUACCUCAAUUAUCUCAUGCGGUGGCCUUCCCUCUUCAGCAGCGUCCAAGACCGCCGGGAAGGCAUCGUCGGCUACAUCAUGGGAAAGACCGAAGAACAACACCCAUCAAUGCGUCACUCCGAACACUAUACUCCCUGGCACGGCCACAUCACCGUCUUGACAGUGGCGCCCGCAUGGCGUCGGCUUGGCCACGCUCGCCGUCUCACAGAGCGACUCGAGCGUGGAUCCGACAUCAACGACGCCUGGUUUGUCGACCUAUACUCUGUAUUCCGGCGCGUGGUGAAUUAUUAUAGCGAUGAUCCGACAGGGAUGUCAGAUUCCGGUGAAGAUGCAUUUGAUAUGCGGAAACCAUGCUCUCGAGAUAAGAAUCUACAACAUGUACGGGAGAAUGGGGAGGAUUUCCUUGUUAGUCCGGAGGACGUUUCAUAG
Messenger RNA from Aspergillus oryzae RIB40, 522 nucleotides. RefSeq names its product peptide alpha-N-acetyltransferase complex B subunit NAT3. Gene Ontology annotation, biological process: N-terminal peptidyl-methionine acetylation. Gene Ontology annotation, molecular function: protein-N-terminal amino-acid acetyltransferase activity. Bases 1 to 522 code for a protein of 173 amino acids. The transcript is spliced from 3 exons. Gene Ontology annotation, cellular component: NatB complex. The record is from RefSeq and is a predicted model, not a curated record. NCBI's taxonomy places the organism in Eukaryota, Fungi, Ascomycota, Eurotiomycetes, Eurotiales, Aspergillaceae.